Molecule: messenger RNA, 1827 nt
Organism: Seminavis robusta
Lineage: Eukaryota; Bacillariophyta; Bacillariophyceae; Naviculales; Naviculaceae
Source: the annotation of a GenBank genome assembly
AUGGGGCAAGACGGAGAGGAAGCCGCCGAGCUGGUGGCUACGAUCCGCGGCGACCAUGUUGUCAUGAAGAAUUGGUUCAUGAGUGACAACCCCGAAGCGACGGCGUUGCGAAACAAGUAUGGGUCGUAUCCCAGUCUGUGGAAAGAAGUGUUGAAUUGGCCGGGAUGGAAGGACGCUCGCAAGGCGUAUCUGCAGCAUUCUCAAAAGGGCGAUGUUCCUCGCAAGCGUCGGUCUCGUUGGGGCAACGCAGAAGACAACAACAGCAGCAACAAUAAUGCGAACAAUAGUAACGAACCCAACAAGCGCCGAUCUCGGUGGGGUCGUGACCAGCCAGCGCCACCUCCCGUGGUCCAGAACCACAAUAGUCAUCAUCAGAACAAGCCCAUGGUGCCGUUGCCCGGAUUGCCUGGAAUGCCGACCAAUUUGAGUCCUCAGGAUCAGCAGAAAAUGGCGUCGUUGCAAUCGCGAUUGCGUGUCAUCAACGACAAGCUCAACAAUCUCGAAGCGGAGGCUGCUCGUGCGGACGCGUUGCCUCGUGGACAUCGUGAUCGGUCACCCUCGCCACCUCCCGUCUACGGAGCCGACGGAAAGAGGAAAAACACCCGCGCCGUUCGUUGGCGAGAACGCUUCUCGGCGGAACGCCAAGAUAUUCUGGAAGAGCUCAUGAGCUUGAACCCUGCAACCCGCAAGAGUGCCUUUUUCAAACGCAAGAGGAGCAAAAAGAUUCGCAUUCCAGUGGAAGAACACCCAACCUACAACUUUAUUGGACUCAUCAUUGGACCACGAGGGAAAACACAAAAGGAACUAGAGUCAAAGACUGGAUGCAAAAUUGCCAUUCGCGGCCGUGGUUCGGUCAAGGAGGGAGCCAGAGGUAGACGGGACGGCAAGUUGAUGGAAGGAGACAACGAACCGCUUCAUGUGGUCAUCACCGGUGACGACCAAAAAUCGGUCGAUGCCGCCACGGAUAUGAUUGAGCAAAUGUUGGUGGUCAUUGAUGACGAAAAGAACGUGCACAAGCAGAACCAACUGCGGGAAUUGGCCCUUCUCAACGGUACCUUGAAGGAAGACGAGUUUUGUCAGAUUUGUGCCGAAAAGGGACAUCGCUCCUUUGAGUGCCCUAAGAGGUUCAGCAUGAACAAGCAGUCGAUGGCCGUCAAGUGUGCCAUUUGCGGUGAUACGUCGCAUCCAACUCGUGAUUGUACGCAAAAGGCACCCGCCGGCGAUCAGAAGAAUCCACAAGAGUUGGAUUCCGACUACAUGUCCUUCAUGGCAGAAUUGGAUGGGAAAAAGGCGGAGAAGGCCACAGCGACCAACAACCCGUCGGCACCGGCUCCGCCCACACCCACAAACAGCGGGCGUCCACCGCCGCCUCCGUCCGCUGGGUUGCCCCCGCCACCACAGGGAUCAGGGCCACCCGGUGGAAAACCGCCGGGAGGGAUGCCCCCUCCUCCCCCUGGUGGAGCCCCGCCUCCACCCCAACAAAACAAUUACGGACCGCCGGGCGGACAGGGUGGCGGUGGUGGUUACUACGGAAAUCAGCAACAUCACAAUCAGCACCAUCAGCAGAGGCAGCAGUACAAUCAUUACGGAAGAGGUGGUGGUGGUGGAGGAGGAGGACAACAAGGGGGCUAUCACCAAGGAGGACACAAUCAAGGCGGACAUCAGCAGCAGCAACAACACUACGGACAGCAGCCUCCUUAUCAGCAGCAGCAACAACAACAACAGCAGCGUCAGGCACAGCCUGGUGAUGAGACGAGUGGAUGGGAUUAUCGUAGUUACUAUGGAUCUGGUGGUGGAGAUGCUGGCGGUUUCAACUGGUGGAGCUAG